AUUGACCAAGGUUGCUCAUUUCUUACCCGUUUCGAUGAAGAUGUCUUUGGACAAGUUGGCUGAGAUAUAUACCCGUGGGAUCAUUCGACUCCACGGAGUGCCUGUCACUAUUGUAUCAGACAGAGAUCCCAGAUUCGUCAGUCGAUUCUGGCUCAGCUUACAUGAGGCGAUGGGCACAAAGCUUGAGUUCAGUUCAGCCUACCAUCCGGAGACGGACGGUCAGUCAGAGAGGACUAUUCAGACACUCGAGGAUAUGCUUCGCGCCUUGGUUGUUGACAGGGGUGCUAAGUGGGAGUCACUGUUGUCGUACGCCAAGUUCGCGUAUAACAACAACUAUCAUUCCUCCAUUCAGAUGGCUCCUUACGAAGCACUUUACGGUCGCAAGUGUCAUUCCCCUCUCUAUUGGGACGACGUAGGAGAGCGGCGAGUACUCGGUCCUAAGAUGAUCGAGGAGACAGCAGAGCAGGUCGAGUUGAUCCGGCAGAGACUCAGGACAACUCAGAGUCGACAGAAAUCUUCCGCCGAUCAUCAUCGACGAGAUAUCCAAUUCGAGGUUGGCGAGCCAGCCUUUCUCAGAGUACGUCCGAUUCGCGGAAUU
Messenger RNA from Striga hermonthica, 598 nucleotides. The record is from the annotation of a GenBank genome assembly. NCBI's taxonomy places the organism in Eukaryota, Viridiplantae, Streptophyta, Magnoliopsida, Lamiales, Orobanchaceae.